GUCAAUGCGCCACCCCAAGGCAAGCUCGCCACCCCAGCAAAGGCCAGGCGCCGGCCCAUCACGUCACGGCGCCGCGGCUGGGAGCGGAAUAAAACGGGGCUGUAGCCAGGAUCUGGUUCCACCGCCGCACCGCCACAAGAGACGAAACUCCCGACGGGGACUCCACCUUCGCUCCCCCACACGGGAAGAAGCGGACAAGCGGCGCGUUUCCCCACCGGGAAGCUACUAGUAACCGCGGCAAGCCGAGGAGCCGAGGCAAAGCAGCAGCCUUCUUCUUCUCUUCUUUGUUCUCCUCGCCCACGGUUUCCUGGCCGGACCACCGGGGACAGCCGAGCAAUGGCGAGGGCGAGGCGGGGAGGCGUGGGCUGGAGGACGGUUCUUGCCGCGGCGCUGUGGCUUCUUGUUGUGGCGGCGGAGGCCGGGAAGUACAACGCGGUGUUCAAUUUCGGGGACUCCCUGGUGGACGCCGGCAACCUGGUGACCGAGGGCAUCCCGGACUACCUCGCCACGGCGCGGCCGCCCUACGGCCAGUCCUACUUCGGCUACCCCACCGGCCGCUGCUCCGACGGCCGCCUCGUCAUCGAUUUCAUCGCGCAAGAGUUCGGGCUGCCGCUGCUGCCCCCGUCCAAGGCCAAGAACGCCAGCUUCGCGCAGGGCGCCAACUUCGCCAUCACCGGCGCCACGGCGCUCGACACGGAGUUCUUCGAGAAGCGGGGGCUCGGGAAGAGCGUCUGGAACUCCGGGUCACUCUUCACCCAAAUCCAGUGGUUACGCGACCUCAAGCCCUCCUUUUGUAACUCCACCCAAGAAUGCAAGGAUUUCUUUGCCAAGUCCCUGUUCGUAGUGGGUGAAUUGGCCGGAAAUGACUACAACGCGCCGCUCUUUGCCGGGAAGGAUCUCAGGGAGGCCUACAACUUGAUACCCCAUGUCGUUCAGGGCAUCUCAGAUGGUGUGGAGCAAUUGAUUGCCGAGGGGGCAAAGGAUUUAAUUGUGCCUGGAGUGAUGCCGUCUGGGUGCUUUCCAGUGUACCUGAGCAUGUAUGUUGAUCCUAAAGAGGGCUACGGUCCGCGUAGCGGCUGCCUCAAGCGAUUCAACACAUUUUCAUGGGUGCACAACGCGAUGCUCAAGCAUGCGCUGGAGAAGCUUCGUGCCAAACACCCUGGCGUGAGGAUCGUAUAUGGGGAUUACUUUACACCAGUUAUCCAGUUCUUGCUUCAGCCUGAAAAAUUUGGAUUUCACAAGCAGCCGCCUAGAGCAUGCUGUGGCGCUCCCGGGAAGGGCCCUUACAACUUCAAUCUGACAGCAAAGUGCGGCGAGCCUGGUGCUACGCCGUGUGCUGAUCCGAAGACACAUUGGAGCUGGGACGGCAUUCACUUGACGGAGGCCGCAUAUGGGCACAUUGCCAAAGGUUGGUUGCAUGGCGAAUUCGCGGAUCAACCUAUCAUACAGUCUUCCUGAGCAUCUGGUCGCUUGGCCUGUUGUGCCUAGAGUCUAGAGUGUAUCAAAAUAGCACACCAGAUUGUAACUGGUAAGGUAUAGCUCCAUAUAGUAUCAUGUAUGUAUAUCUCCAUCCAUUUUGUUGGGAUUCAUGUCAGCCAGUUAAAGAGAAAUGAGAUAGGAGGCUGUUAAAGCGUCAUUUCUUCAUUCAUCAGGUGGUAUAAGUAACAAAAUGUAUUGCUUAAAGUGGUUGAAUAUGAUGCAUAGUAUGAUCUUCUGUAGUCUCUGACUUGCUGAUCAAAGUUCA
Molecule: messenger RNA, 1744 nt
Organism: Triticum aestivum (bread wheat)
Lineage: Eukaryota; Viridiplantae; Streptophyta; Magnoliopsida; Poales; Poaceae
Product: GDSL esterase/lipase At5g45910
Exons: 5
Coding region: 337-1458 (373 amino acids)
Molecular function (GO): hydrolase activity, acting on ester bonds
Source: RefSeq, a predicted model, not a curated record